AUGACCCCGCCAAAGACACCUUUGUACUGCCCCAUGUGUGAGAACCGCUAUAUGUAUUUGGGGAAGCACUUAAAGAAUCACCACGUCAAGAACCUGCAGUUGAUAAAGGACCUGCAGGCUCUGCGUAAAACGCUCAGUUACCACAUCAGAUGGUCUAAAAAGGUCAUCAAGCAGAGGCCCUCAGAGGUGGAGAUUGAGGCUGUUGAUGCUCCCUUGCCUGAAGCCCCUGAUGAUGAGGCUGAUGAGGAUGAAAUGGAGUCCAGGCCAGGCCCGCGGUCAGCAAAACCUGACAAGCCCAGGCCCACCACACUGGCUGUGUUCAGCGAGUUCCCCAAUUUCCCGCAAUCAAUCAUCGAAUACCUGGAUGACUACUGGAUGCACCUCAAGGGCUCCUGUGGAACCAAAAAGCAUGAGGAGAACCAGAAGUCCAAAGUCCGCCGGAUCAUGCUCUUCUUGGCUUUCCUUACAGAAGGUCAAACUAUGCUGCAGAACUGGAUGUUCCUCCCCAACAUUAGGAGGAUACAUCAGUGGCCCGAUUAUCUCCUCAAUGAGGGGAAGGCUGUCACUACCAUAAAGGCAUACCUGGUCAACACCUCCGAGUUCCUGGCGUACUUCAGGGACACACCGCCCUCAGCAUCCAGGGUCCCGAAAACCUCCCUGGUGGCAGUGAUCAGGGCGAUCUCUUCUGCCAUCUCCAAGCUUGGCAGGCGUGUGGUGAUCCGCCAGAUUAAAAUAAAGAAGCGGAAGAUGAGCACCGCUAUUUCCAGGCGGUACCUCCACACCUGCCAGGUCACGGCAAGGGAGAGAAUCCCUGACAUUCUUGAUCAGCUGUCCGCGGACCCCAGUCCUAAAAACCGCAGGAAGUUCUUCGGGUACGUGAGUGUGUACCUGGCCAGCUUGUAUGGGCACAGGACAGGUGUCCUGCGAAACAUGACUGUGUCCGAGGUGGAUGAGGCUCAGCAGGAUGCGAAACCGGGUGAUGACGGUUUUGUCAUCAAUGUGAAAGAGCACAAAACGAACCGUGCCUUCGGUCCGGCACAGCUGUUUCUCACGAUGGAGGAGUUUGGGUGGUUUGAACAGUGGCUCAUGAUCCGCGAGCGGCUCAAUCCAACAACGGAUCUUGUGUUCUUCACCGAGAACCACACAAAGAUCCAGAAGCUGCUCACCUACAUGCAAUUUGCCUGGUCAGACAUGGAUCUGCCAGGCAACCCCACCUUCACUGACUUCCGGACCUCCAUAGCGACCUAUGCCAGGAACAUCCUCUCCCCCAAUGCCCGGCAGAAAAUAGCCCACACAAUGUGCCACAACACCUCAACCGCGGACAAGUACUACGCACUUCACCUGACCGCAUCACAACUGGCCCGCAUCCGUGAGGACUUCGAGCUGGCCAUUAAACCGGUCCAAGCUUUAUCCCCGCUCAAGGAAGAGAAACUGGAGCUGACUUUGUCUGAGUCCUCCAGCGACACUUCUGUGGAGUCAGCUAAGGGAAAAAAGCCACAUAUGGAGGAAGUCAGCUCAAGUUCAACUUCCGAAUCCAGCUCAUCAGGGACAACCACAUCUGGAAGUGAACAGUCCGGGUCAAGUUCCACCCAGUCCUCCGGGUCCACCAGCGAAGAGUCCGGUUCUUCCCCCUCCCAGUCCUCCGGGUCCACCAGCCCAGAGUCCGGUUCUCCCCCCUCCCAGACCCAGGCGCCCUCCAGCGAAGAGUCCGGGCCACCCGCCUCCCAGACCCAGGCGCCCCCCAGCCAAGAGUCCGGUUCUUCCCUUUCCCAGUCCCAGGCUCCCCCAGAAGCAUCCUCCAGCCAGGAUGACCAAGUUAAAAAGAGAAAAAGAAGCGUAAGUCCGCUGUUGAGGUACAGCUUGAGACAGCGGAAACUUAGAACAACCCCUCAAAGGCGCAUGUUACGUGUAAGGAAGGCUCAUAAUAAAUAGUUUAUAUAUAUUACUUAAAAGCUUUUUUCCACUAAAAGAAAGUGGAAUUUAAAAAACCUGCAAUAUGUAAACAUACCACUUUGUUGUGACAACGUUUUGCACAUCUUUAUUCCAUUUAAUAUAAGUGUUUUGGUUUGCUGUGUUUAUUGUAGAAUUGUGCACUUUCUAAAAAGAAAACAGGUAACUUAUACAUACAUAGAGAAAUAUCUAUCUAUCUAUAUCUAUAUGUAUAUAUGCAUAUAUUUAUAUUGUUGUUUUAAACAACUAUUUGUAUUG
This is a messenger RNA of Fundulus heteroclitus (mummichog), 2208 nucleotides long. RefSeq lists its product as uncharacterized. Bases 1 to 1932 code for a protein of 643 amino acids. Gene Ontology annotation, cellular component: RSF complex. The record is from RefSeq and is a predicted model, not a curated record. The transcript is spliced from 8 exons. NCBI's taxonomy places the organism in Eukaryota, Metazoa, Chordata, Actinopteri, Cyprinodontiformes, Fundulidae. Gene Ontology annotation, molecular function: DNA binding. Gene Ontology annotation, biological process: regulation of DNA-templated transcription.